AUGUCUCACGGACCAUCUUCUUCUUCUGCUAAUACGAGCAGUAAAAGUAAAAAGUCAUUGGAAGACUAUAAAGCUCCAUAUCCCAAACCCACACCCGAUCAACGACGUUAUGUUAUCUUUCUUGAAGAUCAUGGUAGAGAAGAAUCCUCACAAUAUCGUCUACAACUCAUCCCAGGCCGUGUGGAAAUGGUAGAUGGGGUCAAUCUACAGUUUAUCUCUGGCGAAGUAAAAGAAAUGACCAUUGAUGGUUGGGGAUAUCCCUAUUAUGUAGUAAAGGCGGGUGUAAUGGCAACUACUCUAAUGGCUCCAUUAACCGAUACUCCACCGGUAUCACAAUUUGUGCCUUUAAGUGAUCAACCAAUGAUUCGAUACAACAGUAAACUACCAGUGGUGGUGUAUACACCAAAGGAUGUGGAAUUACGUUAUCGUAUAUGGGCACCAACAGCACCAAAUGAGGAAAUUGCAACGGAAGUGUAA
Molecule: messenger RNA, 477 nt
Organism: Trypanosoma theileri
Lineage: Eukaryota; Euglenozoa; Kinetoplastea; Trypanosomatida; Trypanosomatidae
Product: ecotin
Exons: 1
Coding region: 1-477 (158 amino acids)
Molecular function (GO): serine-type endopeptidase inhibitor activity
Source: RefSeq, a predicted model, not a curated record